AUGACAUCUAACUCGCUCUCUCACUGUUGUACAAUUGGCUCUCUUCAUGAUGGUGAAGCCAAGGGCGAGAUCAAAAAUAUCGGUCAUGUCUCAACAUACUUUGCAUAUCCCUCCGACAAAUCUACCGAAAACGCUAUCCUUAUCUUGACCGACGUGAUCGGGCACAAAUUUUCUAACGCUCAACUUAUCGCAGAUCAAUUUGCUGCAAAGGGCUACUUUGUCGUCAUGCCGGAUCUGUUCGACGGGGAUGCUGUCCCGCUGAACAGACCGGCGGGCUUCAACGUCAUGGACUGGGUGAAAAAUCACUUACCCCCACAGACAGAUCCUAUUAUCGAUGCUGUACUAAAAGAGAUGCGCGAGAGCCUCGGCUGCAAGCGUAUCGGUGGGGUAGGCUACUGCUUUGGUGGGAAGUAUGUUUGUCGGUAUCUCAAGCCGGGUAAGCUGGAUGCUGGGUUCAUGGCGCAUCCGACGAUGGUCGAAUCAGAUGAACUGAAGGGUAUCAAAGGACCGCUCAGUAUUGCAGCUGCGGUACGAGACUUCAUCUUCACAACUGUUAAACGACACGAGAGUGAAGAGAUUUUGGAUAGUCUCGAUUUUCCAUAUCAGAUCAAUAUGUUCUCAGAUGUGGAGCAUGGAUUCUCGGUUCGCUGUGAUUUGUCGAAGCCUCGACAGAAGUUUGCCAAAGAGCAAGCUUUUAGCCAGGCUGUAGCAUGGUUAGACCAAUACCUCAAGGAAUGA
Penicillium brasilianum is the source of this 738-nucleotide messenger RNA. The record is from the annotation of a GenBank genome assembly. Lineage: Eukaryota; Fungi; Ascomycota; Eurotiomycetes; Eurotiales; Aspergillaceae.